GCUUAUGUGCAACGAGUAAGAUUUUCCACACGGACGGUUUAGAGUGUAGCACCCCGGCCAACGCGAAAACACGCCUCACAUGCUCGUGGCAGCGGCGGCGUGUCCAGUUACCAGCACGUGUUCAACGAGCACUUUGAGUCAUCCCAUUUAGAAAAUAAAAUGUCAGAAGCGUCAAACCGAGCCGACUUGUCUCCCAACUGGAUCCUUCAGCACCCAGCAUAUCAACAAAUGAAGAGCCUGGAGACCGAGGACAGUGCUCAAGUGCACGCGGCUUUCCUCGUGUACAUGGAUCUCACCGAGGUGCGUCGGUGGAGAGAGGUGUCGUGUGUCAAGAGCCCCGAGCUGCAGGUGAUCCUGCUGGAAGGGAGGGAGAAAGAAGGAGCCCCCGUCCAGGCUGUCCUCCCGCUGCCUGCUCACCGGUCCCUGAGCCACAAAAGCAUUCGCCACGUGCUGGACGGGGGCCCCCCCGUGCUGCUGUGUGCCGUGGCUUCUGACUCCACGCUGGUCUACCAGAGGAUGACCGACGGGUUGGUGACACCGGACCCUCCCGCCGGCCCCUUCCAGGAUCUGGGACGUCGGCAGCACCGCAAGAGACGGCAGCAGCAGCACUGAACGCCACCGUGGUAGUUUUGGUGAAACGUAGAAGAGGCCAAUGGGGGGGGCGCUGGUGGUCGGUCAGUUAGUCCGUCUGUGCCUCCGUCCGCGUUCGCUGCACCUAUGAAGAGCUGCAGGUGUGCGGAGAACAUGGCACCAGGUGCAAAUGGACCAAACCACAGGGCACGUACCGGGGCCCUCGGCAAGAACGCGCUAUCUGUGUUUAACCAGCAAACUUCAGCUAGAAAAAGAUAAAACGUUUGACACGUUGUCAAAGGUCCGACUGUGUGUCGACCGCCGUGUUUGGGAUCGGUGGAGGAGGUUCUUCCUCCACGUUGUCAGAGAUUACCUGACACCUCAAAGUAUGUGCUUACCUGCCUUUUUUUAAAUAUUAAAGUCUGACUGAAUGAGUUGGAUCUCAAGAGAUCCAAAAAACAUGUUGGGUAAAAUACUACCAGACUCUGAGAGAAUGAUAUUUUUGAGGCAAGUACGAAUCUUUUGAAAGGAACAUUGACAGAUAUGAAAAACGUAAAUGGUGGUUUCUAUAGUUACGGCAUUUCAGAUAAAUCCAGUCGCAAGUGGCAACAAGAUAGAAGUCAUUUGUUUAAGGCAAUAUUUUAAAUGUAUUGUUGUUGCUAACUAAUAGCCACAACCAAUUGGAUUUAUAAUGUAUUUGCUUGUUUAACGUUUUAGUUCUUAGUACACUGCUAAUAGUGACACAUUGUGUAAUGGACACUGAACAUUAUGACUAUAUUCCAACUAAGUCUGCCUUAUUGCAUUCCUUGAACACAUUGUUAUUCUUCUAAAACAUAAUCAUAAUGUAUAUGAGCAGCUGUGUUAUCCCUUCUGACCAUGAACAGGGACCUUUUUUUAUUUUGGGGCUCUGGCUCUCUACCUGUUGGUUUGUGUACAGUUUGUUUUGCAUAGAGCUGUCCAAUAAUAAUCAUAUCACAGGCCCCAGUGAUUUUACAGUGUGACAAGUUAAGUUAUAUUAGCAUAUUUAAUCCUAUUAGUUAUUCCUAUUGCAUUGAUUUGAGUCUCACAGCACCUGGUUGAGCUUCAAUGAGUAGCAGAUCACAUUAAUAAUGAGUUCUUUUCAGCAGUAACGCCAUUUUGUCAGUUGUGUGAAUAAGUUACUGAAAACAUUUUAUUUUUCUAGAAAAACCCCAAAAUUCAUAAAAGAAACCGAACACGACAACAUUACACUGGUGAGCGAAAAAUACACGGCCCGACUUAUGUGACGAAGCAGAGUCCGCCCCGCGGGUUCAACGCGGGCUGAUGCAGAAGCGUGGACCUGCUGCUCGAGUGCACGAGUGUGAGUGAGCGUUAAUGACAGCGUCCCGAUGAAAGGAUCGACUGGAAAACACGAGACACACAUUACAA
Messenger RNA from Pungitius pungitius (ninespine stickleback), 1977 nucleotides. RefSeq names its product TSEN15 tRNA splicing endonuclease subunit (gene tsen15). The coding region runs from base 160 to 612 and encodes 150 amino acids. The record is from RefSeq and is a predicted model, not a curated record. The transcript has 4 exons. Lineage: Eukaryota; Metazoa; Chordata; Actinopteri; Perciformes; Gasterosteidae. Gene Ontology annotation, biological process: tRNA splicing, via endonucleolytic cleavage and ligation. Gene Ontology annotation, molecular function: nucleic acid binding.